This is a messenger RNA of Cylicostephanus goldi, 251 nucleotides long. Lineage: Eukaryota; Metazoa; Nematoda; Chromadorea; Rhabditida; Strongylidae. The record is from the annotation of a GenBank genome assembly.
AUGGGUGAUGGCUUUCGCCCAAAUUCGCGCUUUUCCUGGUUACGUCGCAAAAAUACCAACUUCCAUGACGACACGAAGUCUGUUACACAGAUGUUUGUCAUACGCCGCACACAUGCUCAAGAGCAUGAGAUAGCUCCGUAUACGACGGAAGAAAACCUCGAUUCAAUUGUGGACUUUGUCAUUGAACGAGAGCGGUUGAAAGCUGCUAUUGCCGAGCAAGGACUAUGUGAUGCAUAUCUGUACAGGUAGAA